Penicillium paradoxum is the source of this 801-nucleotide messenger RNA. RefSeq lists its product as uncharacterized. The record is from RefSeq and is a predicted model, not a curated record. Lineage: Eukaryota; Fungi; Ascomycota; Eurotiomycetes; Eurotiales; Aspergillaceae. Gene Ontology annotation, molecular function: hydrolase activity, acting on halide bonds, in C-halide compounds. The coding region runs from base 1 to 801 and encodes 266 amino acids. The transcript has a single exon.
AUGUCACCAAAGAGUCUCCCUUCGAUAAUAUUUUUUGAUGUGUUGGGAACAAUCGUGGAAUGGAGAUAUUGCAUUGCGAACGAGCUCAAUGCCGCAGCACAAAGGGCUCUACAAGAUCAAGUGAAAUAUCUAAGCCCGGAUGUACGAGCACGUGCCUCCGACAUGUCCACUCCAAGUUGGCAGGAAAUUGCCGAGGAGUGGCAUCGCGCAUAUAUGAGCUUCGGAGACACGUACGAUACAUCCAAGCCCUUUGUCUCGGUAGAUGAGUACAACCGAAUCUCUUUGGAAGGCAUUCUCGACAAAUGGCUUCUCCGAGGCUUAUUCAACGAAGACGAUCUCAAAGACUUAACACUCGCUUGGCAUCGACUUGACGCGUACUCUGAUAGUGUGGCGGGCCUUUCGUUGCUAAGCACCAAGUUUGCGACUUCUACAUUAUCUAAUGGUAAUGUGAAACUGCUCAAAGACCUACAAGAGCAUAAUUCUUUGCCUUUCCAGCACAUUACCAGUGCGGAGCACUUCGGUGCUUACAAGCCGUCGCCAGACGUCUAUCAUGGUGCUGCUCGCAGAUUUGGUCUUAAGGAUUCGCAAUGUUGUCUUGUCGCAGCCCAUCUCGAGGACUUGCAAGCCGCCAAAAGAUGUGGAUUUCAAACAAUCUAUCUCGAGAGGCAUCUGGAAGAAGCUUGGAGUAGUAGAGACAUUGCUCGAGCUAGAGAAGAGGGGUUCGUCGAUCUUUGGGUGGGCGUUGGAGGCUUAGGUCUAAAUGAAGUUGCUCGACACUUUGGGAUAGAAACUGGGUCUUGA